AUGUUACUCCUUCCCGUGUUUUCUCUCUCUCCCUUUCCCUCCUCCGUUUCGACUCGUUCUCUCCGAUUUUAUCCUCGUCGGAGGCAAUCAGCUCCCCGCCGCGCUGUCCAGUGCGCCGCCGCGGACUCCGGAGGCGACGAGUUUACCGCGAAGUCAGGAUACCUGUUCGAGCUGACCGCGACUGAGGCGGAUUCGCUGGCGGAGUACCGGAUUCCGAAAAUUGCGGCCAUUUAUUCGCGGAAGCCUCUGCUUGUGGCUCGCCGGUUGGUCCAGACCGGGCUCGCGUUCGGGAAGUGGUUUGGGCUUCGCUACAUCGACACUCUCUUGGACCGCUCCGAGUCAAUGUUUCAGGUUAGAGCGGCAGAGCUGAGGAAGAUAUUGGUUGAGCUUGGUCCCUGGAAUUUUUUGUUGGGUUUCAGUCUUGAUUUGAGUUGGAACAUUUAUGCUAUGCGUUGUGACACCUCAGCUGUCUUUUUUAAAAUGCAAUGGAAUCCACAUAAGUUUCCUUCAUCUCCUACUCCAUCCUCCUUGGCAUAUAUCAAAAUUGCCCAGGCUAUAUCUUCUCGUGCUGAUUUGAUACCACCAUCAUAUCUAGAUGAGCUUUCACUGCUACAAGAUCGAAUAAGUCCAUUUUCCUCUGAAGUUGCUUUUAGUAUGAUAGAAAAAGAACUUGGUUUAUCUUUGGUAGAACUAUUCUCAGAGAUUUCACCUGAGCCUGUAGCUGCGGCAUCCCUUGGGCAGGUUUAUCAAGCUAGGCUUCGCAAAACAGGACAGGUUGUUGCUGUCAAAGUGCAAAGACCAGGAGUUCAAGCAGCAAUUUCCCUUGACAUAUUAAUCUUGCGCUUUAUGGCAGGAUUGAUUCGGAGAGCUGGAAAACUUAAUACAGAUCUUCAGGUGAAGUUGUAUAUGUGA
This is a messenger RNA of Sphenostylis stenocarpa, 912 nucleotides long. The record is from the annotation of a GenBank genome assembly. NCBI's taxonomy places the organism in Eukaryota, Viridiplantae, Streptophyta, Magnoliopsida, Fabales, Fabaceae.